GCCGUCAAACCAUGAGCUGAUACCAUGGCCAUCUUUGCCUUCCUUCCGCCGGUCCCACCAUACCUUUUCUCGGCUCUUGUCGUCAGCAGCUUCGCCUCGAAGGCCUUACAUAUCGGCCUUCAUUUCCAUUCGCUACCAUUCCUCUACCUCGUGCUAUAUUCACCGACACUCAUUUUACCGGAGUUGCUUAUCAUUAGCUUCGUGCGAUUAUUGUUACAAUUCCCCACACCAGAAUCGCGGCUACAAUGGAUAUCAACAUGUCUGGGUGGACUCCUCUCCUUAAUCACCUGGGGGGCCUCCUCCAUCCAAUUUGGAUUCUUCAUGCAGACUGGCGCGGAGGUCGCUUGGGCCGCCAGUAAUAGUUUCCUGAGCGAUCCUGCUGCCAUGAAGAUAUUAUUAAGCGGCAUCUCAACUGUGUCCGCCGCAGCUACCGUCUUGGGCCUCGUGGCGUGGCUGAUCCAUGCCCACCUUUAUAACCUGACCGGCAUAGUAUUACAGGGAUUCCGAGAUCUAUUGAUUGGGGCAUUCAAAGCACGACGGAAUAUACUUUCGGUUCCCAGCAAAUCCUGGAUUGCAUCCGUGGACCUUCGAUCUGCUCGGCGUAUAGCGCUUCUAGUCUCCGCUUUGAUCUCACUGUUGUUCUUGGAGCUCUCUAGACCUUCGAUUCCCUACGAUCAUCUGUCUGGCGCGUUGCCUCUGACUCUACUCGAUGCAUUCACCAAAAAGUCCAGCACGCUGGAAGGCUGCCGAAACCCUGCAAAGCCCUUCCCUCUUUGGCCCGUGGAAAAGACCAGUCUUAUGGAUGGGUGGUCACGAGCCUCAUGGUUGCCUCAAGAUCCACCCCCGGGAUUUAGCCGAUGGGCUAUGAGCCCUCAGCAGCGGGCGGAGAAGGAUAAUCCUUCUUAUUAUCUUUGCGGUGAUGACGAAAAUGCGUUCUUCAACCCCAAAGCGGAUCCUCUGAAGAUUUCCAAUUUAGAUGGUGAAAUUUAUGAGCCUCUACAGAAAGCUUUCCAGGAACACUCGGUGGAAAUUAAUAACAUUGUUCUGUUAACCCUUGAAAGUGGGCGGAAAGAGAUGUUCCCCAUGCAGCAGGGCACACCCAUGUUUGAUGCCCUCAUCGCUUCCCAUAAGGAGAAAAAGAAGGAAGCGGCAAUUGAUCGUCUAGUGAAGAUGACCCCAAUUGCACAGAUGUUGACUGGCGAAUAUGCGACAGACAGCAAGGGCGAGAAGGUGGAUCUGAGUGAGGCAAACUGGCAAGAUCCAGCGGAGGAAGGUAUGGGAGGACUCAAUGUUCGCGGAGCACUCACAGGUAGUUCUUUGACAUUCAAGAGUAUUCUGGGUAGCCAUUGUGGUGUUCACCCUUUGCCAGUUGACCUCCUAGAGGAGUCUAUGCUUGAGAUUUACCAGCCCUGCUUACCGCAGCUGUUGGAAUUGUUCAACCAGAAGAGGAUGCCCAAAGCCAUCGAAGCACGGAGCAACAACUCUCAUACCUCAGAGGCAUUACAGAACCAGUGGAAGUCUGUCUUCAUGCAAUCUAUCACAGAUGACUAUGACCGUCAAGAUAUCCUGGAUGAAAAUAUGGGGUUCAAGCAUAAAGUUGUGAAGAAGACCAUGAAUGCUUUCAAGUCGAAAUACAAACCCAAGGGCGAGGAGAUUAACUACUUUGGGUAUGCCGAGACAGAAUUGAAGCCCUACGUCAGAGAUCUGUUCUACGAGGCCGCAAACAACAAGACCCGUAUCUUCCUCUCGCACGUUACCAGCACCACACACCAUCCCUGGGGAACCCCGAAAAGCUUCGACAAGGAGAAGUACAUGGGAUCCGAGGGUGCUGCCAACCACGACUUGAUGAAUAACUACUUGAACGCCGCUCGAUUCGUCGACAACUGGCUUGGAGAUAUCAUGAAUCUCCUAGAUGAGACCGGUAUCGCCAACUCUACCCUGGUUGUCAUCGUCGGCGAUCACGGACAAGCUUUUGGAGAAGACAAUAAAGAUAUGACCGGCACCUACGAAAACGGACAUAUCAGCAACUUCCGCGUCCCACUCGUCUUUCGACACCCACACAUGCCCCGUAUCGAUAUCACAGCUAACGCAACUGCCCUCGCCAUCAUCCCCACUAUCCUGGACAUGCUCGUUCAGUCCCAUUCUAUCGACAAAAGCGACUCCGAAAUUGCCGCUGCUCUGCUCCCCGAGUACCAAGGCCAAUCACUCAUCCGCCCCUUCAUUUCAUCUAUCAAAGACGAACCGCCGCGCGACCAUGACAGCCAGAUCAAGAAUCCGGACGAAAUCGAAGUACGCGCCCCGCACAAGAACCACCACGGUCCGCAUACUCGAUACGUCUGGAACUUUGGCCUCAUCAACGCUGGUGGAUCCAUGAUCUCGGUUACGGCUGCCGGUACGCCCUACCGACUCGUCCUUCCGCUUCGCGAAGGGUUUGAGUAUGUCUUCACUCACCUGGGCAAAGAUCCUGGUGAGUUGCGACCGACCAAUUCAUGGACCCUGUCGCAACUCAUUAAUGAGGUUCUUUCGGAGUAUGGUAAGGACGCAGCGGAGUGGCUUGAAGAAGCCGAGAAAGUUGGGAUUUGGUGGACGAACGAGCAAAGGCGGAUAUGGGGCUACAGGGAAGCUUAA
Molecule: messenger RNA, 2628 nt
Organism: Penicillium pulvis
Lineage: Eukaryota; Fungi; Ascomycota; Eurotiomycetes; Eurotiales; Aspergillaceae
Product: Alkaline phosphatase-like alpha/beta/alpha
Exons: 2
Coding region: 25-2628 (867 amino acids)
Source: RefSeq, a predicted model, not a curated record